Molecule: messenger RNA, 591 nt
Organism: Alternaria postmessia
Lineage: Eukaryota; Fungi; Ascomycota; Dothideomycetes; Pleosporales; Pleosporaceae
Exons: 2
Coding region: 1-591 (196 amino acids)
Source: RefSeq, a predicted model, not a curated record
AUGGCAACUAUCUCAGGAGAUGAUGGCCCUACUGCGCCAGCCCCUCCUGUAGUCAACGAUUCAAACUCUAUACCUGCGACCAAGGAAGAGAAGGCUCUACCCAAACUCACGCCAUCCGAGUUUCGUCAGUACAACAGGAUGGCCGAACAUAUGAACUAUUUCCACGAUAACUUCCGUGCGACCUGGAAAGUUCUCUAUGGGGCUUGUGAGGCACAGAAGAGGCCCAAGAACAUGUCUAUCCGCCAGUUCAUUAGCACAGGCCAGCAAUUUUGCCAUCACCUCACGGUGCAUCAUACGAUAGAAGAACAACACAUCUUCCCUGUACUAGCCAAAAAGAUGCCCGCUUUCAAAAAGGAACUCGAGCUUCUUACGCAGCACAAGCAGAUCCACAAGGGUCUCGAUAAGCUGGAAAAGUAUCUAGAAGAUUGUGAGAGCGGGGAGAGGGAGUUGCGAUUGGGUGAGUUGAAGGAGAUCCUGGAUUCAUUUGGGGAUGUAUUGUGGCAACAUCUGGACGACGAGGUUAAGCAGCUGGAAGCGGAGAAUAUGAGAAAAUACUGGAGUUUAGAGGAGAUGAGGAGGAUUCCUAUGUAA